Messenger RNA from Athene cunicularia (burrowing owl), 2719 nucleotides. It is a transcript of the gene UBE2D1, whose product is annotated as ubiquitin conjugating enzyme E2 D1. Bases 225 to 599 code for a protein of 124 amino acids. Gene Ontology annotation, biological process: protein polyubiquitination; ubiquitin-dependent protein catabolic process. Gene Ontology annotation, cellular component: nucleus. The transcript is spliced from 8 exons. NCBI's taxonomy places the organism in Eukaryota, Metazoa, Chordata, Aves, Strigiformes, Strigidae. Gene Ontology annotation, molecular function: ubiquitin conjugating enzyme activity. The record is from RefSeq and is a predicted model, not a curated record.
GAAAUGUUUCAAAUGGAAAGUUAAAAUGAAGGGGAGAAGUUGGAAAAGACAACCUAUCUAGGAGCUAAGUGAUCUGCAGCGAGACCCUCCAGCCCACUGUUCUGCCGGACCUGUUGGAGAUGACUUGUUUCACUGGCAAGCAACAAUUAUGGGACCUAUUUGUACAGGUCACAAAGAUGUUGUGUGUUUUAAAACUCCCUGAUGUCAUCAUGAUCAGCUGAAUUAUGUUGGAAAAUCCUACUCUUUGCAUCUGCAAAGAGAAACCACUUCUUAAGCCUGAUAGUGCAUAUCAAGGGGGAGUAUUUUUUCUGACAGUACACUUUCCAACAGACUAUCCUUUCAAACCACCAAAGAUUGCUUUUACAACAAAAAUAUACCACCCAAACAUAAACAGUAAUGGGAGUAUUUGUCUUGAUAUCCUGAGAUCACAAUGGUCACCAGCUCUGACUGUAUCUAAAGUUUUAUUGUCCAUAUGCUCCUUACUUUGUGAUCCUAAUCCAGAUGACCCUUUAGUACCGGAUAUUGCACAGAUCUACAAGUCAGACAAGGAAAAAUACAACAGACAUGCGAGAGAAUGGACACAGAAAUAUGCAAUGUAAACUUGUGAAGAUUUUUUCAUAUACCACAGAGUACUGUAAAUUCUAGGUUUUUUUCAAAAUUAGAAGGAAAUGGAGCACAGUUUACUGUUUCAAUGUAUCAUAAUGCCCCUUGAGUUUUUUUUCACCCAUCUAAAUGUGUUUCUGGAGCAAGGGAGAACAAACUUCCAAAAAUAACCUUAUGACUGUGAUAAGAAUAUUUAUCCUCUUUGUAUGCUUUGCAGAAGACAUUUAUUAUGUUUUUUAAGAGUUGGACAUCUGCAUCUUCAGACUACAAGAUCCAUAAUGCAGUUGUAAAGCAACCAGGUUUUUUUGCUGGAAGAAGUAGCUGGUUUUGUGAUGAAUACUGUAUGUGUAUCCUUAAAGUACGUUGUCUGUUUCCUAAGUGUGUUCAAAUUUUGUUUUGUUAGUUCACUUACAUAAUUUGUAUUUUUUUUACUGUAUAGACUAAAUAUUUUAUUUACCAUGCAAGUCAUUUCAUUUUAGACUUACUUGCUUGUGCACAGUAUUGACAAGAUACAACUGCUAGUAAAGAAAAUAAUUGGAGUAUCCCACCCAUUAGGAUAUUCCAAAGACUGACUGCAGAUUUCUUAAAACCUAAAAUGAUCUUUGCACUGUAUUUCUUUGUAUGCUGACUAUGGAGAAACACUUGGUUUUGAUUCUGUUGCAUACUUGACUUAAUUUUAUUGCAAUGUGAACUAAUUGCACUGCUAUGUAGAAAGAAAUGUAACCGUUUUGUUGCUAUUCACAACUGAUUUUUGACAUGUGGGCAACAUAACACUGUCACAGACCUUUUACAAAUUUAAAUGUAGCCUUUUCCAUAUAAAUAAAAUGCAUUUUUUACUACUUGUCUUGGCUAUUAUUUUUAAAAUCCUGCCUAUCUCUUAAAGUGCUUGUUCUAACAUUAGAGAAUCAAAAUGUUAAGUGUGCAUGUGUCUUGUAGACAGAAGGGAAAAUAAAGCCAUGCAUCACAUAUUACUUAGAACUCUGUUGCAAUUAAUUUUUAUGCUGGCUUUAGCCUGAUUUAUUUAGCAUGGCAUGCCCAUUGUUUUAUAGAGGUUUUGAACUAGUUUAAUGACAUGUUACAUCUCUAUUCAUUUAUGGAGGAAAUACCACCAGUGUUUGCACACUAAACACUUCUUUUAAGGUGGUGUAUUUGCAAUAUCCGAACAUUACAGUAAACUUCUCACACUCGAAGCUAACUUUUCCAUGAACUGGCACUUCAGUUGCUUCAUACUAUGCAUGUGGAAAACCAGUAGUGCUGGAGAGGAGUAAUCUUUUCUUAUAAAGGAGAUUAAAAGCAGAACAACAUUGAUUUCCUGCUGUACAUUCUUCUUGGGUAUCUGAAAAUAAAAAUGUGUUAUUAACGUUUUUCUCUGUACCUUGCACAUGAAAGAGAAGUGACUUGCAGUUGGGUAAUUUGUCAUUGUAAAAUACAUUUUGAAGAUGACAGAAGUAUUUGGGUGUUUUUACUUGUAAUGAAUGCCAAACUGGAAUGUGAGGUGUGGGUGGGAAGCGUACACUGUGGGAGCUUUUAUUCCUGCCAGUGGAGUAUUAUCUUCCUGCUUGCUGACUUACUGUCCCAAAUGGCAGAAGUUAGUCAUGUACAGGAGAAUGUCACUUCUGUGAUACAAUUUUUGCGAUUGUUUAAUGAUGACUCCUGAAACAAAAGGUUGAUGGAGAGUGGCUUUAUUCAUCUUUAUCCUUGGUCACUUCAGAUUGUAAACUGAAUAAAUGUGGGGUAUUUUGUUAUUGAAAUGAGUGCUUCAUUAUACUUGAACUAGGACAAUGUAGCUAGGAAGGCAAAGCCAUUGUUUAUACUUAUUGCUAAAAUGGUGGUAGAAGACUUUGACCAUCAGAAUGUGUUCCCAGAGCUUUUAUUUUUUCUAGAUUGGUAGUAAUAUGUUUGUACUAGAAGUGAUUUAAAUGUUUUCAAUAUCUGUAUUGAACCGUGUGAAAUUGGAAGUUUGGCUUGCAUCUCAAUCCUCGCUUUCUUUUGGUUUACUGGUUUGUGUUCGGGAUGGUUUGAAGACAUUUGUACUUCAGCUGGUAAUUUUUCUGCUGUGUGCCAUACAUGCAAGAAUGACUUUCCAUCACAGUGCGAGACCAGCAGGAUGAUCAAA